Telopea speciosissima is the source of this 2203-nucleotide messenger RNA. Its product is annotated as pentatricopeptide repeat-containing protein At3g16010. Lineage: Eukaryota; Viridiplantae; Streptophyta; Magnoliopsida; Proteales; Proteaceae. Bases 33 to 1952 code for a protein of 639 amino acids. The record is from RefSeq and is a predicted model, not a curated record. Gene Ontology annotation, molecular function: protein binding. The transcript is spliced from 2 exons.
UCUGUAGUUUUUAGUUCUCUUCCGGUGAAGAAAUGGCUUCGAGAUUUAUUGUUCAGAGGCGAUCGAUCUCAACUACGACUUGGCUCUGUGAGAGAAUUAAGCAAACAGAAAAUGAAAUUGUCCAAAUGUUCCGCAUGCCAAGUCCCCAGAAUGCCUCCUUGCACCUGAACAACACAAAUCCCAAACGGCCAAGGAAUGACCCCUCUGUUCGUGCAUUGGAUGAGAGGUUUAUGAGGAUUUUGAAGAUAUUCAAGUGGGGUCCUGAUGCUGAGAAGGCCUUGGAAGUAUUAAUGCUGAAGGUUGAUCAUCGGCUGGUCCGUGAAGUCAUGAAGAUAAAUGUCGAGAUCAACGUUAAGAUACAGUUCUUUAAGUGGGCUGGCAAGAGGAAGAAUUUUGAACACGACUCGACCACUUAUAUGACUCUGAUACGUUGCUUGAAUGAAGCUGGAUUGUUUGGUGAAAUGUGGAAGACAAUCCAAGAAAUGGUUCGUAGCAAUUCCGUGGUUGGACCUGCUGAGUUAUCUGAGAUUGUUCGGAUUUUAGGCAAGGCGAAGAUGGUUAAUAAGGCACUCUCCAUCUUCUACCAGGUCAAGGCCCGGAAGUGCAAACCGACAGCAAGCACUUAUAAUGCCAUGAUCUUGAUGCUAAUGCAGGAGGGCCAUCAUGAGAAGGUCCAUGAGCUCUACAAUGAAAUGUGUAAUGAGGGCAAUUGUUUCCCUGACACUGUGACCUACAGUGCACUUGUAUCUGCAUUUAGCAAGCUGGGUCGUGAGGACUCUGCUAUUAGACUGUUUGAUGAAAUGAAGGAGAAUGGUUUGGAGCCCACAGCAAGGAUUUAUACUACUCUGAUUGAGAUAUUUUUCAAGUUGGGAAGGGUUGAGAAAGCCUUAGCUUUGUUCCAUGAGAUGAAAGGGAAGUGUUGUACUCCCACAGUAUUUACUUACACUGAAUUGAUCAAGGGGCUUGGGAAAAGUGGAAGGGUUGAAGAGGCUUAUGGGGCCUUUCUUGAUAUGCGAAAAGACGGCUGUAAGCCAGAUGUGGUGCUCAUAAACAAUUUAAUCAACAUCUUAGGCAAGGCUGGUCGGUUGAGUGAUGCUAUUAAGCUGUUUGAAGACAUGGGUUCUUCCCAGUGCACACCAAAUGUGGUGACAUAUAACACUGUAAUUAAAGCUAUUUUUCAAUGCAAGGCUCCUGCAUCAGAUGCUGCUUCCUUGUUUGAGAAGAUGAAGGGUCAUGGCAUUGUUCCCAGUGCUUUUACUUAUUCAAUUCUUAUUGAUGGUUUUUGCAAGACAAAUAGAGUUGAGAAAGCCUUAAUGCUUCUUGAGGAGAUGGAUGAAAAGGGUUUCCCUCCGUGCCCUGCUGCCUAUUGCAGUCUGAUUGAUGCUCUUGGAAAGGCAAAACGGUAUGAAGCUGCAAAUGAGUUAUUUCAGGAACUAAAAGAGAACUGUGGAUCAUCAAGUGCUCGGAUAUAUGCUGUGAUGAUCAAACACUUUGGAAAAUGUGGACGUCUCAGUGAGGCUGUAGACCUUUUCAAUGAAAUGAAGAGUCUUGGAUGCAAUCCGGAUGUUUAUGCUUACAAUGCCCUCAUGUCAGGGAUGGUGAGGGUUGGCAUGAUAGACGAGGCUCAUUCCUUGCUUCGAACAAUGGAAGAGCAGGGUUGCUUUCCGGAUUUAAACUCACACAACAUUAUUUUGAACGGCUUGGCAAAGACAGGUGGCCCUAAACGGGCAAUGGAGAUGUUUACAAAGAUGAAACGUUCAAAGAUUAAGCCAGAUGCUGUCUCAUACAACACAGUUCUUGGCUGCCUUAGUCGUGCUGGUAUGUUCGAGGAGGCAGCAAAGUUAAUGAAAGAGAUGAAUUCGAAUGGAUUUGAAUAUGAUAUCAUUACCUAUUCAUCUCUUCUUGAGGCUGUAGGUAAAAUUGAUGAAGAACAGAUACAUUCAUCUCUGUAAGACUCAGAGGGAUCUGGUAUGUUUUUGUCACUGUUUUCCUCGUCAUACUUCCUUGUAUUAAUAUCAUAUCUCUUUCACCUUAUUAUAUGGAGCUGCAUUUCUUAACUUUAGGCUCUAAUUAGAAUGUUGAAUAUGAUUGAGGGGAUUGUUCUAGAACUUAAUUUUUUGAAUGCCAGGAGACCAGAUUAUGUGAUGCUUUUGUGGAUUUAUAUGCCAUUAAUUGGCAAUAAAUGCAUUACUUUUGGUUGUAA